UUGGGCGUCCGUUUCACGUCGUCAGUUCUCAACAAACAAAUCGUUUGUAAUAACAUUUAUUAUUCAUCUUGGGAUCAGUUGGUCCACGGGACUCGAGAGUAGGUCUACUUCUAACUAUGGUCUCCUGGUGUGACAUUUGGGCAGCUGAGGUGCUCAUCAACUUUCCCAUCAUCCUUCAGAAGUAAGGAGCUCCGGAUGAGCGAAGGGUUAACAGAGGCGCUGCAUAGCUGGAGUCAUCCGGCAGAGCGCACAGCGGACAGGAGGAGGACAAGACACAGAACACCUCAAAGAACAGAUCCGCUGUUCUCAUCUGAUCGCCACUGUGUUCCGUCUUUCCAAACAUAAAUGCUGACAUUUUAGAAGAGGAAGGGCGAGGAGAAACAAACCCCCUCCCCGGCCUCCAUCUCUCGAACAAUGUCUGUCGCGUCUCAGGAGCGCGUUGUAGUGCAGGAUGACAGGUCUUCUGUGUGAGACCGCGGGUGGAAACAUCACCUGACUGGCAGCCCUACCCCUCGGGAGGGGGAGGGGGUACAGAAAAGGACGCGGCUCUCUUCAACCUUAGAAAGUAGGGGCUGGAAACGGCCCGGAUUCAACGUGCGUACACAGCGAUCCUCGUUCCCAGAACUCUGCGCACUGCCUCCGCCGUAUUGCGACAACUUGGGAAAACUUUGACCCGCCGGAUUACCGCCACCAUCCUGUCCGCGUCACGUAUCCACGCACAGGGAGCGCAGUGAGCUUCGUGCUGCGGGUAGUGAAGGACACAGCCUCGCUGCAAAUACAGUUAAAACUCCUUCAAACUCUCGGGGGGUGGUGGGGCAGACGCUCCGAAAAUGCCGGUCCGGAGGGGCCACGUGGCUCCGCAGAACACCUUCUUGGACACCAUCAUCAGGAAAUUCGACAGUCUGAGUCGCAAGUUUGUCAUCGCCAAUGCAAGAGUGGAGAACUGUGCCAUCAUCUUCUGCAAUGACGGCUUCUGCCACAUGUGCGGUUACUCGCGUGCCGAGGUCAUGCAGAAGCCGUGCACGUGUAACUUCCUGUACGGACCUGACACCAAGCGGCUGGCCAUCGCCCAGAUGGCUCAGGCCCUGCUGGGAUCGGAGGAGAGGAAAGUGGAGAUAAACCUUUACCGCAAAGAUGGUCAGUGCUUCCCUUGUAUGGUGGACGUGGUGCCUGUGAAGAAUGAAGAUGGCAUGGUCAUAAUGUUCAUCCUCAACUUCGAGGGCAUGACAGAGGAAGUACUCCUAGACCACAAACAGGAGCUCAACCACCGCCUACCCACCUGGCUCGUCACCGGUCGUCCACGAGGCUUCAAGCUGCGUCUUCCCCUGCUGCGCUCGUUGUCCAACAGCAAAGUGUCUCUGGACGACACAGAGGGGGCUCACGUCCCUACUGCUACACCUGUGCUGCACCCAGAACACCACUUAGGCCUCGGGGAGUUCCUGCCUCUUCCCUCUUUACAGCUAGAGCAAAUCGUUGGCAGCAGGUCAGCCCUACAGAGUUGGCCAGAAGACCAACAGGAAGACCAGUGCACCUUACUGGGCCCUGACCCUCCUGCACCCAGUCCUUCUCCUCCUCCACACAGAGCCCACCGGGUGGAUGCGCUGACCCAGUCCUCCCCCUGUGUGGCACCUCACCACCGCCUCAGCCUGAACCCGGACGGCUCGGGCUCCAACUGCUCCCUGUCGUGUAGCCGCUCGCACGAGAGCUUCCACAGCAUGCGUCGCGCCUCCUCUGUGGACGAGAUCGAGGCCCUGAGGCCCGACUGGGACCGCAAGAACUGCAGAGGGAGUGUCCGGCCGGGCGCGGUUAACAGCAAAGCGAACAUAUUGAACUCCACGUCGGACUCGGACCUCAUGCGGUACCGCACCAUUUCCAAAAUCCCUCACAUCACCCUCAACUUUGUGGAUUUCAAACCGGACCCACUCAUUGCCCUGCCCAGCGGGGAGAUGGACAUCAUAGCUCCCUGCAAACUCAUCGACCGGACACACCACGUCACAGAGAAAGUCACUCAGGUGCUGUCUCUGGGUGCAGAUGUGCUGCCAGAAUACAAGCUCCAGGCCCCACGCAUUCACAAGUGGACAGUGUUGCACUAUAGCCCCUUCAAGGCGGUGUGGGACUGGCUCAUUCUGCUGCUGGUCAUCUACACCGCCAUCCUGACUCCCUACUCUGCCGCAUUCCUCCUCAACGACCAGGAAGAGGCAGCCAUGCAGAGUUGUGGUUACUCCUGCUCUCCUCUCAAUGUGGUGGACCUCAUAGUGGAUAUCAUGUUCAUUAUUGACAUCCUCAUUAACUUCAGAACAACAUAUGUGAACACUAACGACGAGGUGGUAAGCCACCCGGUGCGGAUCGCUGUGCAUUACUUCAAGGGCUGGUUCCUCAUCGACAUGGUGGCUGCUAUUCCCUUUGACCUGCUCAUUUACCGCAGCGGGGAGGAGACCACCACUCUAAUUGGUCUGUUGAAGACGGCUCGUCUCCUGCGACUAGUGCGCGUGGCCAGGAAGCUGGACCGCUACUCGGAGUACGGGGCAGCUGUCCUCUUCCUCCUCAUGUGCACCUUCGCCCUCAUCGCUCACUGGCUGGCCUGCAUCUGGUAUGCGAUCGGUAGCGUUGAGAGGAACGGUUCUAUCGGCUGGCUCCACACGCUGGGGGACCAGUUGGGAAAGACCUACAACAGCUCCAUCCUAGGUUCGGGACCCUCCAUCAAAGACAAGUACGUCACAGCCCUGUACUUCACCUUCAGCAGCCUGACUAGCGUGGGUUUUGGAAACGUGUCCCCUAACACCAACUCUGAGAAGAUCUUUUCCAUCUGCGUCAUGCUCAUCGGAUCCCUGAUGUACGCCAGCAUCUUUGGAAAUGUGUCAGCUAUCAUCCAGCGGCUGUACUCGGGCACGGCCCGUUAUCACACCCAGAUGCUGAGGGUGCGGGAGUUCAUCCGCUUUCACCAGAUCCCCAACCCGCUCAGGCAGAGGCUGGAGGAGUACUUCCAGCACGCCUGGUCCUACACCAACGGCAUCGACAUGAACGCUGUGCUGAAAGGUUUCCCCGAGUGUCUGCAGGCAGAUAUCUGCCUCCACCUUAACCGGACAUUGCUGCAGAACUGUAAGGCCUUCAAAGGCUCUACCAAGGGCUGCCUCAGGGCGCUGGCCAUGAAGUUUAAGACCACCCACGCACCGCCAGGGGACACGCUGGUCCACGCUGGGGACGUCCUCACGGCCCUCUACUUCAUAUCCAGGGGGUCCAUAGAGAUACUGAGAGGAGAUGUGGUGGUAGCCAUCUUGGGUAAGAAUGACAUCUUUGGCGAGCCCAUCAACCUGUACACCCGCCCGGGUAAAUCCAACGCUGAUGUGAGGGCACUGACUUACUGCGAUCUGCACAAGAUCUUCAGAGAGGACGUUUUGGAGGUGCUGGACAUGUAUCCAGAGUUUGCGGACCACUUCUGGAACAAUCUGGAAAUAACCUUCAACCUCCGAGAUACCAACAUGAUCCCUGGCUCCCCGAGCAGCGAUGACUCCAACUGUGGGGGGUUCAAUAAGUUACGCAGACGCAAGUUAUCGUUCCGAAGACGUACAGAGAAAGAUGAGGCAGACGCCGGAGAAAUCAAAAAGUCCCAUAAGUCCGUCAGGAGGAGACAGAGGGAGGCCCUGGGCAACCAAAGCCGGGAUGGGGCUCCCAAGCGGCAGUGGCAGGCACAUCGAAGCUCGCUGUCUUCUCACUCCAGCAUCGACGAGGGGGCAGAGUCAACCGGGACCAGACUCGCUCCUCCGCCGGCAGUACUGGAGAGUCAGCAUGCUCAGGCCACGUUCAGAAGCUUCAGCGAGAACACAGAGACCGACCGAGACCCCCAGAACGGGAACACCUGCAACGCUCUGUCAGGUGCAUUCUCGGGCGUAUCCCACAUCUUCAGUUUCUGGGGGGAGAGUCGGGGGGGCGGUCAGUACCAGGAGGUUCCAAGCUGCAGCCUGACCUCCCCCCCGACUCUCAGCAAGCCGCUGCACAGCUUAAGCCGCCGGCAGCGCAGCCAGCUGGACUCACGCCUGGACCUGCUGCAGAAACAGCUCAACAGGCUGGAGAGUCGAAUGUCGACGGAUGUCGGAGCCAUCAUGCAGCUGCUGCAGAGACAGAUGGCCCUGGUUCCUCCCGCAUACAGCGCCGUCUCAUCGCCGCCAGAGGUCUCACCUUCCCCUGGUCCCGGCCCGGGAGCAGAUCCACGAGAGACACCCAUCGAGCCUGUGACACCUCUGGACACAGACACCCUGGCCUCCCUCUCGCAGAUCUUGGAUUCACACUACGUCAAGACGCUCCUGCAACCCCAGGACACCUCGCUGAUCAGCCCCAACCAGUGCCAGCCGCCCCCCCCUGGACUGGACGAGCUGGAGUUGGAGCCUGAUCCAACCCAAAGGAGUUUGUCAUUCCAAGAACCACAAACCUCUUUGGACUCAUGGACACCACAGCGACACGCCUCUGACCCAGGGGGGAGCUAAGAAAGAGGGGAAAGUGGGGUGGUGGGGUGAAUGGAAGGAGGGAUACAGAGUUUCCACUGUUCCACUGCAACUACAGCACCAACCACCAGAACCCUUUAGGGCGCCCAGCCACUAGACCGUCACUGCUGAUAUUUAACCUCUGACCUUCCGAGAUUGGACACUCUGGGUGGUUGAGGUCCUUCUUUCUCUCCAGUAAGUCCCCCCCUGGAACUUUCUGAACUCCAAAGUGGGGUACCUUAAACCAAAACUACAAAGGGAGCUCUCUGCUGCUCUAUGAACAUAGUCUGCCUCUCUGUGGACCUGCUGAGGGAUGACACAUAACCUAAACGGAGGUCCUGUAGGACGAUCCCUUAACUGCGGUGUCCAAUUACCACCAAUGCCGAAAACAAUUAGCCAUUGAGGUUUGCACUGAAACUGUUGAGGUCCUGAUUAUCCUGUCCCGUAUGUCCGUGGCGCUUCCGUAAAACUCAAACGCAAACCGUGAAUUGUAGUGUUAGCUGGCCUAACAGGACCCAUUAUCCCGUUCUAUCACCCCCCUACCCCCCCCACCCCCCCUCAUGUCCAAAAGAGCACACUGGUAAUUGGUUUGCACCUCAGGGGUGGGAACUGGAUUGUUAAAAGCCAUGAUUUUGUCUGGGUGAACAUAUCAGCCCGAACACAAACUUUGUCCAGAUUUGCUGAGAACAUGUAGCGCAGUGUAACAGGUAAACUGGCAAACCUACGAGUCCCCCAUGAGGACAGCGCACCAAAAACAGCAAACUAUUUUUACUCAAACAAGCAGGAAAUUCAGAUUUAUUUAAACCAUAAGCUAUGACCUGCUAGAUAAACGGCAAACUUAUGACCAGGGAUGACAUGACGUUGACUUGCUUUCAUUUAAAAAAAAUCUAAGCACAUACAUGAAGGAAAAGUGAUUGAAUCGAUUUCAUUACAACUGAAUUUGCUACCUCAGAUUUCAUCGCUCCUUACCUUUUCUCCACCUUAGCAAGUGCCCAGAAGGCUUUCUUGUACAUGAGCCGGUUUGGUUUGGUAAUUCUGUAAAUACAACAAGUUUGCUAGUUUACAAUGACUCGCCGAAUGAGCCAUCAUUCUACAUGCAGUGCAAUAUGCAAUUGUCAGGAAGAGACGAGUAAGUGUGCUAUAGUUUCGUUAUCUGUAUACGCGCUAAAUUUCGAGUUUUUUCCUGUUUUUUUUCAGACUUGUGUAGACUGCGUUGCUUCCUCACUCUGUACAAAGUCACUGGAUUCUGAAGUGGACUACACAUUUCGACUGGUUUUAGGAUUUUAAAAGGGCGGUCACAAGAUUGUUUUCACUCUAGUCAGCACAAAUAAAACACAUAGGUCACCCAAGAAUCUCUCAACGCUCCAGAAGACAUUACCUCUCAUCGCCUCCCAUUUCAAAGCACUCAGAUGUUUAUCUGACCCCUAUCAUCGAAUCAUUUUUGCUGGCCGACAACACACAUCGUCAAGGAGUGAAGAUGCAGCAUAUACAAAUAAGAUGCACCAAUCCUUUUGCAAUUAAAGAUAACAGCAGCGUAGUCCUUGGUGUUAAGAUCGAUUCAAGUCUGAUCAUUUAUACCUCUUUGGUUUAGGGAUCCAAAUAUUUUAUGACUACUAUGGAAGGUUGUGCCUCGUGGAUGUGGCGCAACACGUUGGUAGGCGCCGGAUAAAUCCAGCAACCGAAUGACGAGAUUAGGAUGAAUGGUCUGAUCUCAGUGAGUGAUGAAGGCAGGCUCCUUUUUAAUGAAGCAGUUUGAAGACAAAUGUGUUCUUAAUACAUACAAUACAACAAUUUCUGUAUAUCAAUCAAAGUCACCGUAAGUUUUUAUGAAUUACCGGGGCUGGGUGAGACGGGUUAGUCCAGGACAGGCAGCAUCGGCACCGAGGCAUCAGUCAAAAAGAAAGUGCUGGGAGGGCUGGCGUGAAUGAGUGACUGCUAUAAAUAUAUAUAUAUAUAUAUAUAUAUAUAUGUAUAUAUAUAUAUAUGUAUGUAUAUAUAUAUGGAAUAUAUAGCAAUGCCAUUUUUGAUGGCGUUGAUGGAAAUUAACAUUGUGCAGAAGUUCUGCUGUUAAGACAGUCUAAGGGCGGAGUUUGGAGGUUACCCAGAUAAAUCAGGGUCGACGGCAGUGCACAAAAUGACUAAGAGCAGGUGCAAAAGGAACCCUUCUAGUAUAAACUAUGACAUCUUUGAAUUGUCUUCCCUAGUCCUGACAGAAGAGAGGAGCCUGUUGAAGUAGUGCAAUAGUCCUUUAAACAGUUAAGAAUUGUAGCAGCUUAACUGCAACCUGCUACCUUUGCACACCUUAUCCCCUAAACAGUGCAGAUACUAAAUGAAGACUCAGGAACCUGUCAGUGAUGUUAGAGGGGUCCUUUUCCUCUGUCUCACAACUCCAAACCAACUAAUCAGAAGGCGGGAGACUCCAGCUUGUGCCUUCCUGUAACACUCAAUUGAGAAGAUUGUUUCUGGCCGCUCGCUGGUCCAAGGUGUUUUUGUUUAUUGUUGUAGGAUCGUUUCUCUGAUGUUUUAUCACUUUGUCUUGGGUCAAUGAGAAGGCUGUCUGUGUAAACCUGUUUCUCUCUGCUCUCAAUAGUUAUUGUUUUAUUUAAUUAAUUAAUUAUUCUAUACUGAAGGUUAUAUGCACACAGAGCCACGUCCGACGCACAUUGUGCAGCUUGCUCCAACUGUUUUCACGCUCUGUAACUUUAGCUUGCAACCAAAGCAAGCGGCCGCCAACGCCUUUUUAAACUUGCAUGUAAAAGUGCUUAUAAUGACUAAAGAUAUUACAGUUCAGCUGAGGAUAUUAGUAAAGUUACUAUACAUUUUGGAGGUGGCCAACUAGAUUGCCUUUAAGUUAAGUUAACAGUUUAAAAAAAACAAGGAAUAGUAGUCCUGUCAGACAAACUGUGAUUCAACAUGUUAUUAUUGAUAUUGUUGAACCACAGUUGGUGCAAAGUAGCUGUAACUUCCCCACCUUCCCUCCUCCUCUCCCCUUUUUCCAGUAGUGUGUUAAAAUGUAGGCGAAUGCAUAGUGGCUGUCCAAAUGCUUGAUAAGCCACUGACCUCUUCUCACUAUUGAAACCCCGGUCGGCUGCUUGUUGUGGUUCACACAACGCUAACAGAACCAUAACCAAACCAUCUGACCUCACAUUUACAGUAUGUAACAAGUGGAUCUGCAGUUCCAUCCAUUUAACAGAGAAUCUUCUUCUUAUACUGCGUAGUGCUGAGGUGUUGAUUUUCACAAAGCGUUCAAUAACAGUCACCUCGUGGCCUGAACUGUCUCUUUAGCAGAUCUUAGUAGAAUGUUCAUUGCUACAGAUACAUUUACAUAAUGCAUACUGCAUAUUAUUGGGAAAGGGGGUACACUUUGGGACUCGCAGUCUUUUGGAGGGGAGAGUAUAAGAAUUUUUUCCCACUUUUUCAUAUACAUAUAAAAAACAGUUUACAGUCACAUACUACAGACACACACACAGCUCUUCCAUACCGCUGAGCUUUUUUACGCUCUGUUUCUAUGAGUUUCUGACAGACUUGCAUCCUGUCUCUGUAGAUAUUUUGAGUAAAUGGGGAAGGGUGCUUUGGUACCGUUUACACUGGAUUCGCUCUGCCUGCCGGUACAUACCAACUUCUACUACUUGUCAAGGAAUCAAAGUCUUUAGAACUCGUGUAGCCUGCACUAUGCAGAAACAAAAAAGUUUUUGGCAUGAUUUGAAAUGCAGAAAAUCUUAGAGGAAAAUCUGCUUGAUAAUUAAACCUGCACUAACUUCUUAUUAAAAUAAUCCCCCGAUUGAAAAAAAAAAUCAAACAAAAAACCUGCAUAUAGCUGAUUGUAGUAAAAACAGAUGUGACAAUGAGGAUGAAGUGAAAGGCUUUCAAUAUUGUGCACAUUUAUACUUGCAUGCUGCACACAGAAUGAGCAAUGAGGGGGUUUGACAUGCAAAGCAGCAAAUUUUAUUUUGUUUUGCUGAUGCUUGCAAACUGUGUGGGGUGAAACACUGGAUUCUUAUCGGUGAUUCAUAGAAUAUAUAUUUAUAUAUGGACAUAUAUAUACUACUCUAACGUCCUGGGAGCGAUCAGUGAUGAAUAGCUGCAAACAUCGAUGAUCCUUGAUGAUACAAUAUGAUAUUGUAUUGCUGUAUCUUUGGCUACGAAACACUGUAAUCGAGUGAUACAUGUGUGGGAAAGCUGUUGACUGUUUCCCAAAAUUAUCAAGGAGUUAAAUCAAGUGCAUCCAAAAUAUUAUAAAUUCCACUUUGGUCUAGCUGGGACGGACUGCACUCUGAAGAUUCAGCGAUCAACUCGUCUGAGAGCAGUUUCUGAAUACAUCUUGCUUUAUUUUCGGUGCCCACGGAGUUAAAUCUGUCAACAAUAAAUUUUGCUUAAGUUGUGCUGAAAAGGGGUGUGAUGAAACCUACAAACAAGAAGAUACUCUCAAAUGUUUGGAAAACGGAUUAACAGUCCAUGGAAGUAUGUGGAAUAUUAUUAAUAGUUUCCUGGCAAAUGCAGCACUUUACUCAUAUCAAAUGUGUAAGACAGUUGGAGGGGAAAUGGUUGAGCUCUCAGUUCUGAUUGUGUGAUUGCAUUAUAAAUGGUUGAACUUUAUAGUAUUUCCAAAAUACUUCUUUCAAUAAACCUCUCAGUAUGUCAAGA
Messenger RNA from Gasterosteus aculeatus aculeatus (three-spined stickleback), 9122 nucleotides. It is a transcript of the gene kcnh2b, whose product is annotated as potassium voltage-gated channel, subfamily H (eag-related), member 2b. Gene Ontology annotation, cellular component: plasma membrane. Gene Ontology annotation, biological process: membrane repolarization during cardiac muscle cell action potential; potassium ion transmembrane transport; regulation of heart rate by cardiac conduction. NCBI's taxonomy places the organism in Eukaryota, Metazoa, Chordata, Actinopteri, Perciformes, Gasterosteidae. Gene Ontology annotation, molecular function: inward rectifier potassium channel activity. The record is from RefSeq and is a predicted model, not a curated record.